UUGACAGUUGAAGGCGUGAGAACAAGAGACAGAGACACACGAUGGUUGAAGUCAGACGGAUUCAAAUGACUUUAUUUGUGACGCUGCUGCUGCUUGAGUUCACAGCAGUAACUGGACAAACCUCAUCCUCCCUCAUCACCAGAGCUGGAGAUGACGUCACUUUGCCUUGUAACAAAGAGAUAAAACAUCAAGACAAAUGUAACGGUACUGUUUGGCUUUUCAGUCGUUCUGGUGAAUCAGCAGCAGAGCUGAUUAAACUUGGGGUGAUUAAUAAUAAUGUGAUCACCAAAGAUAAAUCCAACAGACUGGGUUUGACAGCAGACUGUUCUCUGGUUAUAAGAAAUGUAACAGCUGCAGAUUUUAGUCGUUACACCUGCAGACAGUACAAAGCAGGAAAACAACAAGGUCACGAUGCUCCGGUUGUUCUGUCUGUUAUUAACAUGGAGGAACAGACAUUCAAUGAUACGGUCUUCUUGUCCUGCUCUGUGUUGACACACACUGGGUGUAAACACACAGUAAAGUGGCUGUAUGAGGGGAAUGAGAAUGAUGUGGAGACAUCACAGAGUGACUGUUCAGCCACUGUGAUAUUUAAAACUCUUCAUCCUAAUCAGAAGUCAAAGUAUUACGAGUUACUGAAGUGUAAUGUGACAGACAGACAGACUGGAAACACGCUGCUGUGUAAAGCCGGCCCCCAGUCCUCAUUUGAGAACACAGUGGAGAGAAACGAUACACCGUCUGCAAACAACGACCCUCCAACAACAGCAGGUUGGUGGAGGUUCAUCAUUUUGGGUUUAGCAACUCUCGUAAUGAUUGUUGUGGCGGUCUACGUAUGGAAGAGAACUAAAGGGAACAAAACACAGAUGGAUGUCAACGCUGUGAGUUUUAAACCUGAACAAUCAAACGCUUGUGCUUGUGAUAUUUCACUAGUUUACAAUAAGAAUGAAGAGAGGCCUGUAACACGAAGCGAGUUCAACAUACCCAGACAAUCUCUAGGGUAUCUCUAGGUUUUCUUUAAUGUAUCUUUAGUGUAUCUUUAAUGUAUCUUUAAUGUAUCUUUAAUGUAUCUUUAAUGUUUCUUUAAUGUUUCUUUAGUGUAUCUUCAGUGUAUCUUCAGGGUUUCUUUAGUGUAUCUUUAAGGUAUCUUUAAGGUAUCUUUAGGGCAUCUUUAGGGCAUCUUUAGUGCAUCUUUAGUGUAUCUUUAGUGUAUCUUUAGUGUAUCUUUAGUGUAUCUUUCGUGUAUCUUUAGUGUAUCUUCAGGGUUUCUUUAGUGUAUCUUU
Messenger RNA from Anarrhichthys ocellatus (wolf-eel), 1277 nucleotides. RefSeq lists its product as uncharacterized. Gene Ontology annotation, molecular function: protein tyrosine kinase binding; MHC class II protein binding. Lineage: Eukaryota; Metazoa; Chordata; Actinopteri; Perciformes; Anarhichadidae. Gene Ontology annotation, cellular component: external side of plasma membrane; membrane raft. The transcript has 6 exons. The record is from RefSeq and is a predicted model, not a curated record. Bases 42 to 1004 code for a protein of 320 amino acids. Gene Ontology annotation, biological process: positive regulation of ERK1 and ERK2 cascade; interleukin-15-mediated signaling pathway; T cell activation.